Epinephelus fuscoguttatus (brown-marbled grouper) is the source of this 1068-nucleotide messenger RNA. It is a transcript of the gene noto, whose product is annotated as notochord homeobox. The transcript is spliced from 3 exons. Lineage: Eukaryota; Metazoa; Chordata; Actinopteri; Perciformes; Serranidae. Gene Ontology annotation, biological process: central nervous system development; regulation of DNA-templated transcription; neuron differentiation. The record is from RefSeq and is a predicted model, not a curated record. Gene Ontology annotation, molecular function: DNA binding; DNA-binding transcription factor activity, RNA polymerase II-specific. The coding region runs from base 208 to 987 and encodes 259 amino acids.
GUUGUCGGGAUGUUCGUUUCUCUCAUCUGCUACUUAGAAAGACAAAGGGUCGGUGGGGGGCUGUUGACACCUCUGCGUCCGGCUGGAGUAUAAAUCAGGACUCUCCACAGAGCAGCAGCAACAUUCACCUUCCUGCUGCACCUGGAGGAGCCACAGCCUGUUUCUGCUGAGAUUGUAUUUUACCACUUUUUAAAACCAUCAGACAGAAUGCAGGUGCCGAACAGACCAGUUGGAGCUUAUGGAUACUCUGUGCGUAAUUACGCACCAGCAUCGCUGUACCCGCAGUACCAGGGGAGCCAGUGCGCGCAGACAACGAAGCCUCCAAGUGGGAAAUCUUUCACCAUCGAUGCUUUGCUCGCCAAGCCGGAGGACACGAGAAGCUGCCGGGCGAGUCCCACACAGUGCGGAGAGAAAUACCAACCAGCAGUCCCGGUGCUGCCGCUCACCGGACACGUGGGUUUACCGAUGUCAACAGCACCUUACGCCUACUCUCCAAACGUGCUGCACUCAGCGCUGCACACACAACCGGGACACCCAGUGUACUGCUGCCCGCCUUUCACCUACCAGCCGUCGUGUCGUGGAGCAUUUUACGCACAAGCUUCAUUGUCCAAAGUGAACGCAGGGCUGCACUCGUUCAAAACGAAAGGUGGGAAGUCUAAACGGAUGCGCACGAGCUUCACCAGCGAGCAGCUCUCCCGGCUGGAGAAGGAGUUCGCCCGGCAGCAGUACAUGGUCGGGUCCGAACGGUUCCUCCUGGCCUCGGCUCUGCAGCUCACAGAAGCUCAGGUCAAAGUCUGGUUCCAGAACCGGCGCAUCAAGUGGCGCAAACAGAGUCUGGAGCAGCAGCAGGCCAAGCUGGCCAAACUGGGUCUGGCUGCUCCGCCGAAAAGUCCCGGAUCUCAAGGCCACGGAGAUGAUGAGGAUGAGGAGUUCUCCGACCUGGACGUGGACAUUGACGUGUCUGAUGACUCGGCUGAUCACUGCUGACCGAACAUCCCCGGACUGUUUCAGACUGUUUGUACAUACUGCUGAGAAAAGAGGCGCGUGUCUCCAACUAUGGAUAUUUAA